Messenger RNA from Ectocarpus siliculosus, 783 nucleotides. The record is from the annotation of a GenBank genome assembly. Lineage: Eukaryota; Phaeophyceae; Ectocarpales; Ectocarpaceae.
AUGGCGAUAGCCGGGCCUGGGGACGACGCCAAGGUCAUGGUGUGCGGCCCUCCUGGCGGCAUCGCGGGCCUGAUCGCCGGCAGGCUCACGGCGGCGGGCGGGAUAAGAGAGGUCGUCCUCGCCGACGAGACCGAGACCUUGGAGCAGCAGCCGGAGGACGCGGCCACCAAGCGGGCGAGCGUCGCGGAAGCGAUCGAGCGGCUCAUCAACGGGUCGGAGAGGAAGAGAGGGCUGGAGCUCUCGGUGGUCAGCGUGGACGGCUUCGCGACCACGGACGAAGAGUGGGAAGAGGAGCUGAAGCGUCUGGACGACAGCGACGGAGUGGCGGUGUUCUCGAUAGAGUUCGACGCCAUCAGCAGGAAGGACCAGCUCAUGAGGUGGCUCGCCGACUCUUGGGGGCCUGCGGCUCUGCGGAAGUCCACCGCGGGAAUGCUCCGCAGCGGGGCGCGGCCGGUGGCGGUGGCGCCGACCGAGUCGGGCCUUGAGCUGGUGUGGGAAACGCUGACGGACGACCUGAAGGCCGUGCAGGCCGGGAAGCUGUCGCUCGUCGUCACCGAGGAACCCGCGGGGAUAAGGAUUGUUCGAGUGGCAGGUCCGGGGCAGCCGCAGGGCAAGGCUCUCUCGGGGGAGGAGGAGAUCGUGCAGAGCCUGCUGGAGGGGAUCAACACGGUGGCCUACCCCAAGUCGUUCGUGAAGCGGAAGGCGCCCAAGGUCUCCCGCGCGGCGGCGGAGGCGGCCAUGGCGGCGGCGGCUUCGGCGACAGACAUGAAAGAGCUGAACUAA